Dunckerocampus dactyliophorus (ringed pipefish) is the source of this 2962-nucleotide messenger RNA. It is a transcript of the gene gtf2h2, whose product is annotated as general transcription factor IIH, polypeptide 2. The coding region runs from base 168 to 1349 and encodes 393 amino acids. NCBI's taxonomy places the organism in Eukaryota, Metazoa, Chordata, Actinopteri, Syngnathiformes, Syngnathidae. Gene Ontology annotation, molecular function: zinc ion binding. Gene Ontology annotation, cellular component: transcription factor TFIIH holo complex; transcription factor TFIIH core complex. The record is from RefSeq and is a predicted model, not a curated record. Gene Ontology annotation, biological process: DNA-templated transcription; nucleotide-excision repair; regulation of transcription by RNA polymerase II. The transcript has 16 exons.
GUUUCUACGGAGGUAUAAAGUGAGGCACCGCUGCUUAAAUGGAAAGAAAGAAGGAGAAAAUAGACCAGUAACAUUCUACAAGAUCCUAAAGUGUUCUAAAGUUUCAUCGCAGCGUGGUAGAGUGAAGCUGUCCAAGUCUAAACCCAAAGUGUAGGAAUAUAAGCAUCAUGGAAGACGAGCCAGAGAGAGCAAAACGCUGGGAAGGUGGCUAUGAGAGGACAUGGGAAGUUUUGAAGGAGGAUGAAUCAGGAUCGCUCAAAGCCUCAGUGGAAGAGAUCCUGUUCCAGUCCAAAAGGGAAAGGAUAAUAAAAAGCUGUGGCCAAGUCAGACUUGGAAUGAUGCGUCAUCUUUUUGUAGUGAUCGACUGCUCCAGAAGUAUGGAGGAUCAAGACUUAAAACCCAACCGUCUCACUGCGACUGUGAAGCUGAUGGAAGCUUUUAUCGACGAGUACUUUGACCAAAAUCCCAUCAGCCAGGUGGGAAUUAUCGUCACAAAGAAUAAACGAGCUGAGAAGCUCACUGACCUAGCAGGAAAUCCAAAGAAGCACAUCGCUGCUCUGAAGAAAGCGGUGGACACUGUGUGUCUAGGAGAACCAUCCCUGUACAAUUCCCUCAACUUGGCUUUGCAAACACUCAAACACAUGCCUGGACAUACAAGCCGGGAGAUUCUCAUCAUCCUCAGCAGCCUCACCACAUGUGACCCCGCCAACAUCUAUGAGAUGAUUCAGACCCUCAAGUCAUUGAAGGUGCGGGUGUCUGUCAUUGGCCUGUCAGCAGAGGUUCGGGUGUGUACCAUGUUGACAAGGGAGACUGGUGGAUCGUACCAUGUCAUCCUGGAUGAGAGCCAUUUCAAAGAGCUGCUGCUGAUGCUGCAUGUGAAACCUCCCCCCGCCAGUUCAUCAUCGGAAUGCUCUUUAAUACGUAUGGGGUUUCCUCAGCAUACGUGUGGCUCUCUGACUGAUCAGGAUGCCAAACCUUCUUUCAGCAUGGCUCUAUUGGAUGGCAGCACUGAUCCAGGUCUCUCUCUCGGAGGAUACUUUUGUCCGCAGUGCCAUGCCAAGUACAUGGAGCUCCCAGUGGAAUGUAAAGUCUGUGGUUUGACUCUGGUGUCGGCUCCUCACCUGGCCAGAGCUUUUCACCACCUCUUCCCCCUGUGUGUCUUCAUUGAAAGCCCGGUAGAAAAACUCCAAGAAAACAGGUUCUGUGCGUCCUGUCAGGGAGAACUGAAAGAUAAAAGUAUGUUCACCUGCCCGUCCUGUCACAGUAUUUUCUGUGUGGAGUGCAAUGACUUCAUUCACGACUCGCUACACUGCUGUCCCUGCUGUGUUCGCAGCCAAAGCACAGCGUAACCACGCCCCUUCUUGUAUCUGUAUUAUUUAAUAGUUUUUUACAUUUUUGUUUUCCUUAAUAAUGUCUAGGGAUGUCAUGAGGUCUCGCAAGAUUAAAACGUGCGGUAUUUCUCGUUUAAGAGAAAAGCUGUCUCGUGGGCGCAGGGCAGCCAGAAGCCAAUCAGACUGUGAGCUAUGGCAUUGCUGCUGUGACUAAUAAUAUACUGUACAUACUAUGGACGUGGCAGUGCGCGAGGCAGGAACCUUGCAGUCCUGCACAUGACCUCUGCGCACUCUGCGUUUCCACUGUCACGCGUUUGCUUGUGACGUUUGUCUUCUUUUUUUAAAAAUUGGAGUUCAACAGCUGCCGCCAUGUUAAUGUCCAAGCAGAAGCUGUAAUUCUACAACUGAUCAAAGUUGGUUAAGAUUUGCCAGAUCAAAACACAAUUGCUGCAUAAGCCUUCUAUGAAAUCAUGCGAUAAUAGCGCCUAUUUCGGAAAUUCACUACUUCCCUGUUCCGCACUCUUAGGCAUCAUUGUAACUGUAUUUUUUUUUAGCAUGAACAUAAAAUUAAUCAUCAAUCAUGCAAUCAAACAUGUCUUUUUUUUUUUUUUGUCCUGUUUGGCAUCUUAGUCAUGCAGUAUGGGUGAACGGUGUGAUUGUUUUCCCAGAACAGCUUUGCUUACAACAGGGGAGUCUAGUAUGCUGCUGUUCAAGUUGCAUUGCAAACUUUUUUUUUAAAAGCACCGAACAGAACAUUGUUAGGAUGACGGACAAAAAAAAAAAAAAAAGAGAGAAAAGACAUCAGUGGGUCACAUCAUUGACUGUGCAGCACUGCCCCUGUGUUCCGGAGGGCAACGUGGGCCCAGCCCAGACCACCUGAGCCCUCCCAACCCCCACGGGGGCAAAAGACUUGCGGACGCCACGCCAACUGGCUGUCCCGCAUCAAACCCAUAGAGGUACCCAUAGCAGAGCACAAGAGCACCGCCUGCCGCGGGGCAGCCCCCAAGAGCAUGAAGCUCGUGGCAGAGAGAGCCCGCCCCCAGGCAGCAGUCCAUCACCAGGAGUACGAGCCAACACAAACAUUGCUGUGUUCGGUGUGAAAGGUGAAGGUGGCUUAUUGCUGGAUCUGAUGUGAAAUGUGAUUAUUUUGGGGGAGCAGAACAUCCAUGCUGUGAUGUGAACAUCCAUACAACAGUGCACUUAUCAGUGUUUCCCAUACAUGGCCUGCCAAAUUUGGACCAACACAGAUAAAAUUGGCACCACUUAAAUUAAAAAAAAUAUAUAUUUUUUUAGCUGUGACACUUCCUGUUUGCCCUCGCUCACAAACACAUUGUAAUGGGACUGUCUGUCUAGCUUGUCGUUACAGUAUAUGGCAUUGUAACUCUGCUUAACACCAGAGCCACCAAAAACCAGCACUACAUGAGGUAUUUGUAUAGCAUUUACAUUAACAAUAAAAGUGAAAUGACUUGUAAACGGCCUGCUAUGUAUGUGGUGACCUUUUUUCUAGGGAUACUUUCUCUCACAGUCCAAAUUAUGUAAAGUUUCAUCCAUCCAUUUUACAGGAUGACCAGGCUUCAUGGUCUCCCCCCACCGCUUCCAAUUCCAACAGGGGGGACACCGAGGCGCUCGUA